GUCUCCACUUUUGACAGCCCAGAAAUGACGACGCUCGGCACGUGCAAGAAGAUAGAGGAGAUCAUGAUUGGGGAAGACAAGGUCAUCAAGUUCUCUGGCUGCUCCAAAGGCGAGGCUUGCACCAUCGUGUUGCGAGGUAGCUCCACGCACGUUUUGGAUGAGGCAGAGCGAUCCCUGCACGACGCCCUGGCCGUGCUCUACCAGACCGUGCAGGAGACGCGAGUUGUCUGGGGUGGCGGCUCGACAGAGAUG
Molecule: messenger RNA, 252 nt
Organism: Symbiodinium pilosum
Lineage: Eukaryota; Dinophyceae; Suessiales; Symbiodiniaceae
Source: the annotation of a GenBank genome assembly